CACACACAGGCUGCUUCCAUGGCUGCUAUUUUUGCUCUUGCGAUGGUUUUUUCGUUUCUUUCAGUUUUGGUUUGGAUGUUUCAACAGGGCAUGUCAAUAUACUGGUGGACUCCUAGACGUAUCAAAAAAUAUAUGGAAAAACAAGGAGUUCGUGGGCCGAAACCAAGCUUUUUAGUCGGAAACCUCUUCGACAUGGCGUCUCUUCUCGACAAAACCACCUCAUCUGACAUGCCCUAUCUCACCCAUGAUAUUGUUUCUCGUCUUCUGCCCCAUUAUAUCCUCUGGUCUAAAUUAUACGGAGAGAGAUUUAUAUUUUGGUGGGGAGUGGAGCCGAGGAUGUGUAUAUCAGAGACUGAGAUGAUCAAAGAACUUCUGUCUUCUAAGAACAGUUUGGUUUAUGGGAAAUCAGCUUUCCAGAAGCAGGGGUCCAAGCAUUUUAUUGGCAAGGGCUUGCUCAUGGCUAAUGGGGAUGAAUGGUUUCAUCAACGUCAUAUAGUUGCCCCUGCAUUUCAAGCUGAUAAACUCAAACGUCAUGUGGGAUACAUGAUUGAAUGCACGAACAGGACGAUACAGGCUUUGCAUGGUGCGGCGAAAGCAGGGGAAGAAGAUGUCGAGAUCUGCGGCUACCUCUGCAGAUUAACGGCUGAUAUAAUUUCAAGAACCGAAUUUGAUAGUUGCUAUGAGAAGGGGAAGCAGAUUUUUGAGCUUCUCACCUCACUUCAGCUUCUCUCUUCCAAGGCCAGUCGCCAUUUGUGGUUUCCCGGUAGCCGUUUCUUUCCGAGUAAAUUUAACAGAGAGAUAAAGAGUUUGAAAGGUGAGGUGGAGAAGCUAUUGCUUGAAAUUAUUGAGAGCCGGCGUGACUGUAUGGAAAUUGGGAGAAGUGCAUCUUAUGGAAAUGACCUUCUUGGCUUGCUUUUGGCUGAGACUGAGAAGAAAUACAAGAAGGGGGAAAGCGAUGAUGGCUUCUGUUUUACUACUCAGCAUUUGAUGGACGAGUGCAAGACAUUCUUUUUCACUGGUCACGAGACCACAGCACUGCUCCUGACCUGGACUAUCAUGCUUCUUGCCUCCAACCCUGGUUGGCAAGAGAGGGCUAAGGCUGAGGUGGAACAGGUCUGCGGCGGCUCUGCUCCUGCAGUUGAUCAUCUUCCUAAGCUCUCACUGGCUUAUGGUCACGACAUAGGGGUUCCAGAUGAGCAUGGUAUCCAGACAGUCAAGGGUUCACCCUUCACGGCCUUCGUGGUCACAAUUAGAGGCAUCUCGCCCCAAGGGAUGCGAGCCGUAUUUAUCAGGGCCAGGUUCGAGAUUAGUCGUUUGUUGUCGCUUAGUGGGUUGCGUGAGGAUAACCUGCAGCGGGCAGCUGCCAAUGGCAAUGUUGACUUGUGCACAAAACUUCUUGCUUGA
This is a messenger RNA of Amborella trichopoda, 1404 nucleotides long. NCBI's taxonomy places the organism in Eukaryota, Viridiplantae, Streptophyta, Magnoliopsida, Amborellales, Amborellaceae. The record is from RefSeq and is a predicted model, not a curated record.